Molecule: messenger RNA, 403 nt
Organism: Rubroshorea leprosula
Lineage: Eukaryota; Viridiplantae; Streptophyta; Magnoliopsida; Malvales; Dipterocarpaceae
Source: the annotation of a GenBank genome assembly
AAUGUCACCUGCAUGGAAGGGCUGGUGUGUUCUUGCAUGGCUAGCUUAAUAGGUUCUUGAGCAUAACAUGGCUCUGGGAUUGAGGAUCUGUUUAACAUUACUGCCAGAUCGAAUGCAGACCAGAAUUCUUCUCAUUCAUCAAGCGAGCCUUCUUAUUCAAGCCAGCCGUCUUUCUUCCGGUCUGAUGCAGUAAUCUUGUGAUGUUCAUGGUUUUUUGAUAAAGUUGUUUUUAGUCAUAGAUUUUAUGGUUUUCAGAGCACUGAAAGCUUAGUAUUUGUAGUCAAGGAUUGUUAUGGUUUUAUGCCUUUUUUGGGGUAGGAAAUGGAUGACUAUAUGGUUUUUGAGGGUGUGAUUGUGUUGAACAUAAUGUCUUUGGAUAAUGGAAUGAAUUGAUGAAUGAUUU